AAUCAUAAUACUGCCAUAUGCGAUCAAAAUCAUUCUGCUCUGCUGUGGAUUCCUGAUUGAUUUGGAUUUCUGUAAGUUGGAGUGCGUGUCCAAAGAAGCCCAAUUGACGCUCAGCCUUUCUUCCGUCAUCGGACAGACAUUUAGCUUCUUUAGACACGGGCGAGCGAGUUGAUAACAUUAAACUUCUUUUGAUAGAUCUGUGAAUUUGUUUCUGUUUUUGAGCGAAGAAAUUCCUCGCCCGAUCCAUCCUUCUACAGUGUUGUUAAAUCUUUUCUACAAGGCAUCUGAUUAUUGACUUGCUCCAGAGGCACUACAGAUUCAAUCUGUGUGAAGUGAUCUUGACGUCUAUAAAAGGAAGUGGAAGUUGAAAAUAUCUACAAUGGCUGUGUCAAUGAAAAAUAUUGAUCCUGCUUUUCAAGGAGUGGGUCAAAAAGUUGGUAUGGAUAUUUGGCGCAUUGAAAAUUUUCAACCUGUUCCUUUACCAAAAUCUGAAUAUGGUAAAUUUUAUUCUGGAGAUUCAUAUGUUGUUUUGCAGACAACUUCUGGAAAGAGUGGAACUUAUCAAUAUGACAUACAUUUCUGGCUUGGGAAAGAUACUAGCCAGGAUGAAGCUGGAACAGCGGCUAUCAAGACAGUUGAGCUUGAUGCAGCCCUAGGAGGCCGUGCUGUGCAAUACAGAGAAAUACAAGGCCAUGAAACAGACAAAUUUUUAUCAUAUUUCAAGCCUUGCAUCCUUCCUUUGGAAGGAGGUGUGGCUUCUGGAUUCAAAAAGCCAGAGGAAGUCAAGUUUGAAACAUGCUUAUAUGUAUGUAAAGGCAGACGAGUUGUACGAAUGAAGCAGGUCCCGUUUGCUCGGUCUUCACUGAAUCACGAUGAUGUUUUUCUUCUGGACACUGAGACAAAGAUCUACCAGUUCAAUGGGUCUAAUUCUAAUAUACAGGAAAGGGCAAAAGCUCUGGAAGUUGUUCAAUACUUGAAAGAUAAAUACCAUGAGGGGAAGUGUGAAGUUGCAAUUAUUGAUGAUGGCAAACUUCAAGCAGAAGCUGACUCCGGGGAAUUUUGGGGUCUAUUUGGAGGUUUUGCUCCCAUUGGAAAGAAGAUUGGCAGUGAAGAUGAUGCUAAUAUGGAGAUUACUCCUGGAAGGAUGUACAGUAUUGUGGAUGGACAACUUAAGAGCAUUGCAGGACCCUUGUCUCGGGGGAUGUUGGAAUCAAACAAAUGUUAUUUACUUGACUGUGGAGCUGAGAUCUAUGUUUGGGUGGGUCGUGUAACCCAGCUGGAGGAGAGGAAAGCUGCAAGUUCAGCUGCAGAUGAAUUCGUAUCCAGUCAGAAAAGAUCAAAGUAUACAAGCAUUAUACGAGUCAUUCAAGGGUUUGAGACACAGACUUUUAAGUCAAAAUUUGAUUCAUGGCCUCUCACUGGUGGAAAUUCUGGUGCUGAAGAUGGUAGAGGCAAAGUUGCUGCCUUGCUGAAGCAGCAAGGAGUUGAUGUCAAAGGGAUGAUGAAGGCGACUCCAGCUAAAGAAGAGAUUCCACCCUUGCUUGAAGGUGGUGGAAAGCUGGAGGUAUGGCGGGUCAACAAUAACUCCAAAACUCCUGUUCGUAAAGAAGAGAUUGGAAAAUUUUAUGGUGGAGAUUGUUAUGUCAUUUUGUAUACUUACCAUUCUGGGGAUCGGAAGGAGGGAUAUUAUCUUUGUUCCUGGCUGGGGCAGGAGAGCACACCGGAAGAUCAAACUACUGUGGCUCGCUUAAUAAACACAAUGGCAAACUCUUUGAAAGGGAAACCUGUACAGGGUCGAAUUCUUCAGGGAAAAGAGCCUGCUGAAUUUAUUGGUCUAUUCCCAAACAUGCUUGUACUGAAGGGUGGACUGAGUGUUGGCUACAAAAAAUUCAUUGCUGAUAAAGGUGUAAACGACGAUACAUACAAUGGUGAUUGUGUAGCCCUCAUUCAGGUGUCUGGUUCAGGGCCACACAACAGUAAAGCGGUGCAGGUUGAUCCGGUGGGAACAUCUUUAAAUUCUACAUCUUGCUUCUUGUUACAAUCUGGAUCAUCAUUUUUCACUUGGCAUGGGAAUGCAAGCACAUUGGAGCAACAGCAAUUAGCAGCCAGAAUUGCAGAGUUCCUUAAACCUGGUGUUACUUUAAAGCAUGCAAAAGAAGGGACAGAACCUGCAGGCUUUUGGUAUGCGUUGGGUGGGAAGCAGAGAUAUGUAAGCAAGAAAAUAGUGCAGGAAACUGCCAAGGAUCCUCAUUUAUAUGCUAGCACAUAUGAAAAUGGAAAAUUGGAGGUGACUGAAGUCUUCAAUUUUACUCAAGAUGACUUGUUAACAGAGGAUAUCAUGAUCCUGGAUACACAUGCUGAAGUUUUUGUCUGGGUUGGACAACAUGUUGAUACCAAAGAAAAGCAGCUAGCUUUUGAAAUUGGGAAGAAGUAUAUGGAACGUGCAGCCUUGUUGGAAGGUUUAUCUCCAGAUAUACCACUGUACAAAGUUACAGAAGGGAAUGAACCAUCUUUCUUUACUAAAUAUUUCACUUGGGAUUCUUCCAAGGCUGCUGCCCAGGGAAAUUCAUUUGAAAAGAAGCUUGCUACUCUACAGGGAAUACCUAUUCAGGCCAUUGAGAACCUAAAGAAGCGAGUCUCAACAGCUGAUACUGGCGCAGAGAAUCAAGCAUCAUUUUCUGAUAGCUCUAAUGGAUCAAAGCAAAGUGGCCCAACUCAAAGAGCUUCGGCAUUAGCUGCCUUGAAUUCUGCUUUCAGUUCAAGCACUGGAAGUAAACCUGUACCAAGACCUGCAAAAGCGUUUGGCACUUCAAAUCAGUCUUCCCAGAGAGCAGCUGCUCUUGCAGCUUUAUCUACAGCAUUGGAUGCUGAGGCAAAAACAGGUUCACCUGUAAAGACUAAUGUAGUCAAUGAUAAUAAGACAUCUGCUGAGACAGGUUCAGAAGUACCUGAUGACAAAUCAAUUACUACAGUAAGUUCUGAAGCAGAGGAAAGCUUAUCAAAACAGGAUGAUUCAACGGCCCAAGAAGGAACAAAAUUAGAAGAGAGCAGCUCAGAAACUAACGGAGAAGAAAUUUCUGAGACAAAAGUGGUUGAAGUUGAGAUAGAAGAGAAUGGAAGCUCAGACACUUACAGUUAUGAGCGUCUGAAGGCUAAAUCCACCAAUCCAGCUCCUGGAAUUGACCAUAAAAAAAGAGAGGCAUAUUUAACAUCAGAGGAGUUUGAGAAGAUUUUUGGUAUGGACAAGAAAAAAUUCUAUGACCAGCCUAAGUGGAAGCAGGAUAUGCGGAAGAAGGCUGUUGAUUUGUUCUAGCCUAGGUCCUACAGUCAAUAUUUUUGGUGUUAUUUUAAGUCAAGUCGGAAAUUAAAUGUGUUUUUAUCUGCUUACAGUUAUUUUCCUGGUCCAGAGAUUAGGCACUUAGAUUCUGAAGAGUAACCUGCAGAAUGUAUUUCCAACCAUUCUUUAAUUUGUAUACUAGUUUUCUUCCUAGGAUUCAAAACAUUCAAGGGAUCAUUGCCUGUAAGGUUGUCAGGUUUGUGUCUUUGUAUUAUGCUUUGUGAGUGUAUUUGUGAGGCUUCUUAAUGACUUCAAGGACAUAUCUGUAAAUGCAUCUGUCAAAACUUGAUAAGUUUAAUCAUGUGGAAGUAAUUGGCUGUAACAUCGGGAUCUUUUGUUGGUAUUUGGUGCCUUUGGAGAGCUUCAUGGCCUCUGCAGUGAAGUUCACUCAAUUGAGAUGUAUUGCUGUCAGUUCGGUCUAAUUUAUCCUAUACUGGACUGUAUAUUUAGGACCUUGGAAUACAUUCUGUUUAAUUUUUUACGAGAA
Cryptomeria japonica (Japanese cedar) is the source of this 3824-nucleotide messenger RNA. Its product is annotated as villin-3. The record is from RefSeq and is a predicted model, not a curated record. Bases 380 to 3313 code for a protein of 977 amino acids. Gene Ontology annotation, biological process: cytoskeleton organization; actin filament severing. Gene Ontology annotation, molecular function: actin filament binding. Lineage: Eukaryota; Viridiplantae; Streptophyta; Pinopsida; Cupressales; Cupressaceae. The transcript has 23 exons.